Molecule: messenger RNA, 438 nt
Organism: Arachis ipaensis
Lineage: Eukaryota; Viridiplantae; Streptophyta; Magnoliopsida; Fabales; Fabaceae
Source: RefSeq, a predicted model, not a curated record
AUGAGUGCUGUGGCUCCAUUGGAGAUUAGGCAAUUUUCGGAAUUGGUGAACAAGACGAGAGUUGUAGAGGAAUGUGCCAAGAAGACAGCUUUAGCGAGAGAUACUCGUGGUGGUACCAAUAACAGAGGUCGUGGGAGUGGGGAAAAAUGUCAAGGUUAUAUACUUUUAGCUACGAAUGCGUCGGGUGAUGAGCAAAAGUUAGACCGAAUUCCUGUAGUUAAUGAGUUUUCUAAAGUAUUUCCUGAAGAUAUUCUUGAAUUCCCACCUCAAAGAGAGAUUGAAUUUAUGAUAGAAUUGAUGUCGGGAGCAGGUCCAGUCUCGAUUGCACCGUACAGGAUGGCUUCGAUAGAGCUGGCUAAACUAAAAACUCAGUUGGAAGAACUUCUGAAUAAGAGGUUCAUUCGACCGAGUGUGUCUCCGUGGGGAGCGCUAGUUUGA